Coccinella septempunctata (seven-spotted ladybird) is the source of this 1420-nucleotide messenger RNA. RefSeq lists its product as uncharacterized. The record is from RefSeq and is a predicted model, not a curated record. Bases 128 to 1231 code for a protein of 367 amino acids. The transcript is spliced from 2 exons. Lineage: Eukaryota; Metazoa; Arthropoda; Insecta; Coleoptera; Coccinellidae.
AGUAAAAUUGUAGAGCUUCGAAGAAUAAACGUUCUGCUUAUAAAAGAAAUAGUCUUUAUUACUUGAAAUUGUACAUUUUUGGCGACCGUGACAGGACACAUUCAAGACACACAUUCAAGUAAGAAUUAUGGAUAAGGCAAAGAAAGCAAGAACAGUACACCGAAGAAUUUUCACAAAGAUCUACAAUAAUAUUGAAAGCCGGAUUUCCAAUGGGAAUUUUAAUAGUGAUGAAGUUAAAGCGGCUUUUCAAGUUCUGGAGAGUAAAUAUGAAGAGAUCAGGACCUUAGACAAGGAGGUGUUUAACUUCAUGAUAGAAGAAAAUAUGAGUGACACCGAUAUUGAAACAGACUGUGAUAGUGUGGAAGAAUAUUCAUUGAAAUUCAAUGUUAUAAAAGAAAGAUUUUCAUCUUCCACAGAAAAGGUUCGCGAAAUAUCUUUCUCAGAAGGCGAAGUUGGUACGCUCCAAAGAAAAUUUAAGCUUCCACAGAUAGAGUUGAAAAAGUUUGGUGGUGAUAUUCGAGAUUGGCUGCAUUUUUGGGGAUUAUUUAAGAAACUAGAUGAAGAUCCCACCAUGGACAAUGAGGAGAAAUUUCAGUACCUAAUUCUAUCGACAAUACCUAAGUCAAGAGCAAGAACUGUCGUGGAGAGUUUUCCACCCACCUUCGAGAAUUAUCCUAAGGCAAUUGAGGCUCUGAAGUCCCGGUUCGGAAGAGAAGAACUCCUUAUUGAAUUAUAUAUAAGAGAUUUGAUAGGAUUACUAACAUCAAACACAAAGUCCCUGUCAAUGUUAUAUGACAAGUUGGAAUGUCAGUUGAGAGCUCUUGAAUCACUGGGAAUCACAUCAGAUAAAUGUUCAGCCAUGUUAUUUCCAUUGGUAGAAUCCUGUCUUCCUGAGGAGCUCUUGCGGAUAUGGCAGCGUUCGUAUUCGGCAGAUACAGCGGCAGCGAAAUCUCAAGACAAAGUGAAGAAACUUAUGGAUUUUAUAAGGAAUGAAGUUGAGAAUGAAGAGAAAGUUUCAAUGGCGAAGUCAGGAGUAGGAUCUGCCAGGGCGAAGGAACAGAAGAAGAUGAUGACGACAGAAAACAACAAAGCAACUCCAUAUACAGCUUCUGAACUCGUGACCACAAAUAACGAAGUUGUUUCUUGUAUUUUUUGCGGACGUUCAGAGCAUAAGAGUUUUGAAUGUUCGAAUUCACAAGCUCACAUGGAAAGAGAAAAUUGGUUGGGAUGAUGAGUUGGAUGGAUCAAUCAAGAGUGAAUUUCUGAAGUGGUUCGAAGGAAUAUCAUAUUUGUCUUCAAUAAGAAUCCCUCGAUACUUUUCAGCUUACAAGAAUAGCAGAUGGUUGAAACUAGAAAUUCAUAUAUUUUGUGAUGCAUCUCAAUCUUCUUAUGCUGCUGUUUCCUUCUUGCGAAUUUAGAC